AUGUUUAACAAUGAGCAAUGGCUCUCUAGCAAGCUUCCUCCAAACUGGUACCAAAGAAGGAAAAUUGCCUUGGGAAUUGCAAGAGGGCUUUUGUAUUUGCACGAGGAGUGCAGCAGCCAAAUUGUACAUUGUGACAUUAAGCCUCAAACCGAUGCUUGCUCGAGAGAGAACUUCGCCAACGUUAAUUCCAAAGGAACCUUUUCUCUCUUACCGAAGUUGUGA
Prunus armeniaca (apricot) is the source of this 222-nucleotide messenger RNA. The record is from the annotation of a GenBank genome assembly. Lineage: Eukaryota; Viridiplantae; Streptophyta; Magnoliopsida; Rosales; Rosaceae.